Condylura cristata (star-nosed mole) is the source of this 471-nucleotide messenger RNA. Its product is annotated as hornerin-like. Bases 1 to 471 code for a protein of 156 amino acids. Gene Ontology annotation, biological process: establishment of skin barrier. The record is from RefSeq and is a predicted model, not a curated record. The transcript has 2 exons. Lineage: Eukaryota; Metazoa; Chordata; Mammalia; Eulipotyphla; Talpidae. Gene Ontology annotation, cellular component: cornified envelope; keratohyalin granule. Gene Ontology annotation, molecular function: calcium ion binding; transition metal ion binding.
AUGAAGGCACUUUUGGAAAAUGAGUUCAUUCAAAUUCUGAAGAAUCCAGAUGAUCCAGACACUGUAGACAUCAUCAUGCAGAGCCUUGAUCGAGACUGUAACAAAAAGGUGGAUUUCACUGAAUAUCUUCUGAUGAUAUUCAAGCUGGCACAGGCUUGUAAUAAAAUGAUCAGCAAAGAUUACUGCCAAACUUCAGGGUCAAAGCAGAGAGACCACAGUCACUGGCACCAUGAGGAACAGAGUGAAACAGAAGAUGAGGACAAAAGAAAAGGAAGGUCUUCCAGUCCUUCAAGCUGUAAUACAGGAGAGAAUGAUUCCUAUUCCAGGGGCCCCAGAGGGAUCACUAAACACAGACUUGGAUCCAACUCUGGGAGAAAGCAGCUGCAAAGAGGCCGUUCCAGUUCUGACACAGGCAAAGCUCUGAGGAAAGAAGAGACUCAAGCUCAGGACAAUUCCAGGAUAGAAAGAUAA